GCCAGUGAUUCCCAAUUCGCCAAUUCGACAAUGUGGCCGACAAACACUGGCCAGCGUGUAGAGGAGCCUUCAGAACAGAGGCGUGGUCGACGAUCAGCUGGAACCACACCUCCUGCCACGCCUUUUUGAUUUUGAUACUUGCCAGUUGUCAUUUAAAUUUGGUUGAGGUUAUGUAUGAUAUAUUUUAAAAAAAAGGAAAAACAAAAAAUGUCUUUUUACAAACACUCGUUCAAAUUAUUGAAAAAUGUUACAAGCAGAGCUUGCUACUGGAACAGAUUAGAAACACGCCAAAUCCACAGAUGGGUGGCCCCCACUUUGAAAGUACUGAAACAUAGAAGAGACAGUCUGGGACCUGAACCUCAAAAGCCAAGAUCCUCUUUUAUAGAAUGGAACUAUGAAGCUGAACUAUUUGCUUUUGGAAAAAGGUUAGGGGAUGAGUUUGAUAAAAAGCUACUUCAUCAGGCGUUAACAUCAAGAGAGUACGCGAAUUUAAAAGAGUUUCAAGCUCAAGAAAAAGGUAUAGAAUUAACAGACAAUGUCCAUAAUGAUGAAUUAAUUCAAGAGGGAGAAGAGAUUAUUUUAAAGACUAUCAAAGAAGAGUACAAAAAAGACUACCCAGAAGAUCUUGUCAAUGCAGUUUGUAAUUAUUUAACUAGUGAGGAUAUGCUGGGCUCUCUAGGCAAAGGCAUAGGACUGAAAGAUAUUGUUUUAACUAAUGAGUUUCCUGUAGAAACUAAAACCCUAUCAAAUGCCUUUAAAGCAAUAGUAGCAACUGUGCAAAGAUCUUCAAACUCAGCAAGUGCACAAAAAUUUGUACAAGACUUUGUCCUUGCUCAAAUGAAUGGCAAAGAUGUGUAUGAGAUCUGGAACCCUGCUGAACCAUACAAGUACCUCACCGAAUUGUUAAAUGAAAAAGGCAUCACAAGCAUUGAACCUAGACUGUGCAAUGAAUCUGCAAAAAAUACCAUUUUGGCAUGUUUCCAAGUUGGGCUUUACAGUGACAAAAAACUUUUGGGAAUAGGAUGGGGAGAGAAUGUUGACAUAGCAAAAGAAACAGCAGCCUUGGACGCCAUUCAAAGGAUACACAAAAACCAACCAAAAACUCAAUAGUAUUGUUUAAUUUCUUAUAAAAUUCAAUAAACGUUCUGUUAUAAAAAUAUGUGCAAAAUAUAUAUCUACAAAUUAAGUACGGAAUUUUGAAAGACGGU
Acanthoscelides obtectus is the source of this 1208-nucleotide messenger RNA. The record is from the annotation of a GenBank genome assembly. Lineage: Eukaryota; Metazoa; Arthropoda; Insecta; Coleoptera; Chrysomelidae.